AUGUCCUCAACUCCAACUGCUCCAGCAAUUUCCGAGGCUGAAGUCAAGGAUGGCAAGAUAGAAAGGGGGGAGGAUGCGCCAGCACACGCUGUGUCGGUCGCGCCCAAGAAAAAGGAGCCACCCCCUGAGACGCCAGAGAGCAUCCGACUUCGACUUUUCGUUAUAUUGUCUUUCUGGGCAAUUGUCUUAUUUCUAGGCUUGCCAAUAUGGUGGAGGACAACGGCAAUAUACAGGGCGAAACUGCCGCUGGACCAGAUGAUGGAUUGGGCUGAUGGGAGGGCAUGCCGGCCUGUCUUUCCACUUCGCAUAUCUAUAGAGGCAGACUCGCUACAAGAUCAUGAAGCUCAGCAUCUUCUGCGGACUACUCAGCAUGCAUUGGACGACUUGAACGAUUUCUCGGCGCAUCAUCUGCGGUUACAGCUCUCACCACCAGCCAAUGCAUCAAUAACAGUAGAUGGGUUGCCUACGGGAGGGUCAGACGAGGAGGUAGCUCUUGUCAUUAGGCUCCUACCAGGGACAGAGUCCAAGGCAGAUCUGCAAUCAUACUCCCCCAUACUGGACGUCCACUAUACACCCAACCAAAUACCGUCGAGCUCCUCCUCCUCCUCCUUCCUAGCUACAUACAUUGCGAAUACACUGCGAGAGAUGUUUGCCGAGGAGCAGGCCAUGAUUUCAUACCUUCUAUCUACAAGUUCCGCACCACCAGAGCGCAGUCCGAAGGCAUUGGUACCGGAGGUAGCAGAAUCUCUUGCGAAAUGGACAACGAGAUCAAUAAAGUACUCGCGAACUUACCAUCUCACAUUCUCCCUCUUUACCCCAUCCGCCACACCUUCGUCCUGGGACAUUGAAGCAGCCCUCGAGGAACACAUGAAGCCCCUGCUUCAGAGCUUCUCCUCAAUCAGCAAUUUUACAAUCGACACUCAGGUCCAACUCUACGCAAACCCAGGAGUCAAUGGAAAUGUGCUGAAAAAGGAAGAUCUGAGCGGUUUUAUAAACGCUGCAGAGUGGCCUCUGAGCCCCAGCAUUGGUGGAGCACCCACUGUGAACUUCAUAAUAUACGUGGGGGAUAUGGAAGUUGAGGGGGGAGGAAAGAGUUGGCUGAUUCCUCAAUGGGGAGGCGUGGUUAUCCAAUCUGAUAUUUCGGAUCUGAGGCCAGCGAUGCUCAUUUUCUCGAAUCAGUUGAUGUCUUUACUUGGGGCCCCGGAGAGCGGCUCUCUGCCUCUAAGAUUGAUGACUCUGGUGCGUGUGCGCAGUGCUGGAUUGUUGUUGAAGGCCAGCGGCACUAUGGGUAGUUUGGCGCGAUUAACACUUGCGCUGCCUUCAAUCAGCAUCCCAAAGAGCGUUGCUGAUGGGAUUUAUACAACAAUUGAGCAUUUACGAAAAGCGUGUGAUGGGUUAGGAGGGACGGAGGGAUUGGAAAACGCGAUAAUUGCUGAGGAAGCUGCGGAAAAGGCUUUCUUUGAGAAAAGUAUGGUUGGACAGGUUUAUUUCCCAGAUGAGCACAAGAUUGCCGUCUACUUGCCACUGUUGGGUCCGGUAGCUGUACCUCUGGUGAUGGGCGUGUUGAAAGAGGUCAAGGCGUGGAGGAAAAGAAGAAGGGUGAGUAGGUAG
This is a messenger RNA of Lachnellula hyalina, 1611 nucleotides long. It is a transcript of the gene gpi17, whose product is annotated as GPI transamidase component PIG-S-like protein. Gene Ontology annotation, cellular component: GPI-anchor transamidase complex. Gene Ontology annotation, biological process: attachment of GPI anchor to protein. The coding region runs from base 1 to 1611 and encodes 536 amino acids. NCBI's taxonomy places the organism in Eukaryota, Fungi, Ascomycota, Leotiomycetes, Helotiales, Lachnaceae. The transcript has 2 exons. The record is from RefSeq and is a predicted model, not a curated record.